Penicillium malachiteum is the source of this 4245-nucleotide messenger RNA. It is a transcript of the gene aarA, whose product is annotated as L-aminoadipate-semialdehyde dehydrogenase. Gene Ontology annotation, biological process: L-lysine biosynthetic process. The transcript is spliced from 5 exons. Bases 1 to 4245 code for a protein of 1414 amino acids. Gene Ontology annotation, molecular function: L-aminoadipate-semialdehyde dehydrogenase [NAD(P)+] activity; phosphopantetheine binding. NCBI's taxonomy places the organism in Eukaryota, Fungi, Ascomycota, Eurotiomycetes, Eurotiales, Aspergillaceae. The record is from RefSeq and is a predicted model, not a curated record.
AUGGCUUCUUUACAAGAUCGCCUGGAGCGGUGGGCUGAACGCUUAAAUAACCUUACCGUCUCACCAUUGACUCGAGAUUAUCCCGACACACAAAAGCAAGAUGGUAGCCGAACCAUUGAGGCCUUUGAGUCAGUCACUCUUCCCAAGGAGACUCAAUUGGCCCUGAAGAAAUUCUCGAGCUCUUCUUCAAAUUUCACCGUCUUUUUGACUUCCUUUAUCGUUUUGGUUGCUCGUUUGACCGGUGACGAGGAUAUUGCUGUGGGCACUAGCGUUGCUGAUGACGGUCGUCCAUUCGUUCUGCGGGUGCCAAUUGAUGCAUCGGAGUCAUUUUCCCAGCUGUAUGCUAAAGUAGACAAGGCAUUCAAUGAAGGUGCUGCCGAUAUUGUGCCCCUCGGUAGUCUCCGAACCCAUAUCCAGGAAAAGUCCAAGUCCGAAAGAACUCCCAUCCUGUUUAGAUUCGCCGCCUACGAUGCUCCUGCUGCUUCGAAGGAAUACCCUGCGAACACAUUCGACAGCACCGACUUGGUCGUCAACAUUGCCGCCGGUGGUGAGGACGCGCAAUUGGGAGCCUACUACAACCAGCGUCUCUUCUCAAGUGCCAGAAUUGCCAUUAUCCUGCAGCAAUUGGCUCAGAUUACCAACAAUGCUGCCGCCAACCCAGAGGAGGCUAUUGGCCGUGUGGACAUGAUGACCGAGCAGCAGCGGUCCAAGAUCCCUCAGCCCGAUUCCGAUCUUAACUGGUCCAAGUUCCGUGGUGCGAUUCACGAUAUCUUCUCUGCCAAUGCCGAGAGGCACCCCGAGAAGCUUUGCGUGGUGGAGACCAAAUCUGGCAACUCUACUCAUCGAGAAUUCACCUACAAGCAGAUCAAUGAGGCCUCCAACAUCCUUGGACACCACCUCGUUCAGUCUGGUAUCCAGCGCGGCGAUGUUGUCAUGGUCUAUGCUUACCGUGGCGUAGACCUGGUUGUGGCUGUGAUGGGUAUCCUGAAGGCAGGUGCCACAUUCUCAGUUAUUGACCCUGCCUACCCCCCAGAGCGCCAGAACAUCUAUCUCGAUGUUGCUCGCCCUCGUGCUUUGAUCAACAUCGCUAAGGCUACCCGUGAUGCCGGUGAGCUGUCAGAUAUCGUCCGAUCAUUCAUCAACGAGAACCUUGAGCUCCGCACAGAAAUCCCUGCUCUGGCCCUUCAGGAUGAUGGAACUCUUGUUGGUGGCUCUAUCAAUGGCCAGGAUGUUCUUGCCCCCCAGGUUGAGUCGAAGUCUAAGCCCGUCGGCGUUGUUGUCGGUCCUGAUUCUACUCCCACUCUGUCCUUUACAUCUGGUUCAGAAGGUCGCCCUAAGGGUGUUCGUGGUCGUCACUUCUCUCUAGCAUACUACUUCCCCUGGAUGUCUGAAACUUUUAAGCUCACACCGGAUGACAAGUUUACUAUGCUGAGUGGUAUUGCCCACGACCCUAUCCAGCGUGAUAUUUUCACACCCCUUUUCCUGGGUGCCCAGCUUUUGGUCCCCGCUAAGGAGGAUAUUCAAAAUGAGAAGCUUGCAGAGUGGAUGCAGAACUACGGUGCCACUGUCACUCACCUUACCCCAGCCAUGGGUCAAAUUCUCGUUGGUGGUGCUUCAGCGCAGUUCCCUUCUCUUCACCACGCCUUCUUUGUCGGUGAUAUCCUUAUCAAGCGUGACUGUCGCUCGCUUCAGGGUCUUGCCCCCAACGUUGCAAUUGUCAACAUGUACGGAACUACUGAAACCCAACGUGCUGUCAGUUACUACGAAAUCCCCAGCUACUCCAGCCAGGAAGGUUUCCUCGAUACCAUGAAGGACGUCAUCCCGGCCGGUCGUGGUAUGGUGGAUGUUCAAAUGCUGGUUGUCAACCGCUUCGAUCCCACACGUAUUUGCGCCAUUGGUGAAGUCGGUGAGAUCUACGUGCGUGCUGCAGGUCUUGCCGAGGGAUACCUGGGCUCUCCUGACCUGAAUGCUAAGAAGUUCUUGACCAACUGGUUUGUCAAGCCCGAAGUCUGGACUGAGAAGUACAAGGUCGAGGCUCAGGGCUCCAACGAGCCGUGGCGGGAGUUUUAUGUCGGCCCCCGCGACCGCCUCUACCGUAGCGGUGAUCUGGGCAGAUACACCCCGUCCGGCGACGUGGAAUGCUCUGGUCGUGCCGAUGACCAGGUGAAGAUUCGUGGUUUCCGUAUUGAGCUCGGUGAAAUUGACACUCACCUUUCUCGUCACCCCUUGGUCCGUGAGAAUGUCACCCUGGUCCGACGUGACAAGUUCGAGGAGCCAACUCUGGUUAGCUACUUCGUUCCUGACAUGACCAAGUGGACUCAGUGGCUGGAGAGCAAGGGCUUGCAGGAUGACCAGAGUGCUGAGGGUAUGGUUGGUUUGCUCCGCCGGUUCCGUCCUCUGCGUGAUGAUGCUCGUGAUCACCUCCGUAGCAAGCUCCCAACCUACGCUGUGCCUACAGUCAUCAUUCCUCUUAAGCGUAUGCCUUUGAACCCCAACGGUAAGAUUGAUAAGCCCGCAUUGCCAUUCCCUGACACUGCCGAGCUGAGUGCUGCUGCGCCUCGCCGUCGCUCCUCUGCCAUGCAGAAACUGUCCGAGACCGAGCAAGCUCUUGCUCAAAUCUGGGCUAAGCUCAUUCCCAACGUGACCUCGCGUAUGAUUGGAUCUGAAGACUCCUUCUUCGAUCUUGGUGGUCACAGUAUCCUCGCUCAGCAGAUGUUCUUCGAUCUCCGCCGCAAGUGGCGUGGUAUUGACAUUAGCAUGAAUGCUAUUUUCCGCAGCCCUACCCUGAAGGGCUUUGCCGGCGAGAUUGAUCGUCUCGUUGACCGAGAGGCCUUUGCCACUAGCGACGGUCCUGAUAGUGCUGCUGUACAGGCUGCGAAUGAGCCUGAUGAUGAAUACUCCAAGGAUGCUCGCAGACUGGUCAGCGAGCUGCCAGCGUCAUUCCCUGUGCGCACCGAGUCUAUGCUUGCCAGCGAGCCUACAGUCUUCCUUACUGGUGCCACUGGUUUCUUGGGUGCGCAUAUCCUUCGUGAUCUGCUUACCCGUAAGAAUCCCGAGGCCAAGGUGGUUGUUCUGGUCCGCGCCAAGAGCGAGGAGCAGGCGCUUGAGCGUGUUCGUUCCACCUGCAGCGCUUACGGUUUCUGGGAAGAGUCCUGGGCUAGCGGCCGCGUUCAGGCCCUCUGUGGUGACCUCGGAAAGCCGCAGUUCGGCCUAUCACAGGCUACCUGGGAUGACCUUACCAACCGUGUUGAUGCUGUGAUCCACAACGGUGCGCUUGUUCACUGGGUUUACCCCUACGCUACACUGAAGCCCGCCAAUGUUCUGGGCACUAUUGAUGCGCUGAAGCUCUGCGGUAGUGGCAAAGCCAAGCAGUUUGGUUUCGUCAGUUCCACCUCUGCCUUGGAUAAGGACUACUACGUGCAAGAAUCCGAGCGCAGUCUUGCUGCCGGCGGAAACGGUGUCAGCGAGGAAGAUGACCUCGAGGGCAGCGCUGUUGGUCUCGGCACUGGUUACGGUCAAAGCAAGUGGGCUGGUGAAUACCUUGUCCGCGAAGCUGGUCGUCGUGGAUUGAAGGGAACUAUCAUCCGAUCCGGAUACGUGCUUGGUGAUUCGAAGUCUGGAACCACCAACACUGAUGAUUUUUUAAUCCGAAUGAUGAAGGGCUGCAUUCAGCUCAAUGCUCGCCCGAACAUUCACAACACGGUAAACAUGGUCCCCGUCGACCAUGUGUCACGUAUCGUGAUCAGCACAACUUUCCACCCUCCCCGUGCCCCUAUUGGAGUUGCUCAUGUCACCGGGCACCCUCGUCUUCGUUUCAAUGAGUUCCUUGGCGCCUUGGAACUCUACGGAUACAAUGUGCCGCAAAUUGAUUAUGUUCCAUGGUCCCUACUCCUGGAGCAAUAUGUCAAUGACGGACAACACGAUGAUAAGGACUCCCAGCACGCACUCAUGCCACUCUACCACUUCGUCACUUCGGACCUUCCCUCCAACACCAAGGCACCGGAGUUGUCGGACACCAAUGCAGCUGCUGCUUUGAAGGCGGACGCUGUUUGGACAGGGGUUGAUGCAUCGGCAGGUGCUGGCGUGACCGAGGAGUUAGUUGGUCUUUAUGCCUCGUAUCUGGUGCAAACCGGGUUCCUUCCCGCACCUACGGUUGCUGGGGCCCGUCCCCUUCCGGUAGCCCGUAUAACCGAGGAGCAGAAGCAGACUCUCCUGAAUGUUGGCGGCCGCGGCGGAUCGUCAUAA